AUGCGAAGCGGGGAUAUCAGAUGGGCGGAUACAUUCAUGAGGGAGUGUAAGCGGUACUUCAAAGGUGAAGGACAUGCUGCUAUCACUGUUGCCAAAAUAAAAUUCUUCCGUACCCGACGUACAGAUUUCAAUACAAUUGAAGAGUUUAUCAAUGCUGUCAAGGACCGAUACAUGGCAGCAUAUGAUCUGAAGGAUAUAUGGUUCCCUAACAUAUGA
This is a messenger RNA of Penicillium vulpinum, 216 nucleotides long. RefSeq lists its product as uncharacterized. The transcript has a single exon. Lineage: Eukaryota; Fungi; Ascomycota; Eurotiomycetes; Eurotiales; Aspergillaceae. The record is from RefSeq and is a predicted model, not a curated record. The coding region runs from base 1 to 216 and encodes 71 amino acids.